GCAGCUGUUCGUGAUUGUUUAGUUUCUAGUAGUAUUCUAAGUUCUAACCUAUCUAAUUUCUUGUUGCUACAAUCUGGGUAAAUGGAGAGUUGACGUAGGUUUUAUAAAGUCUAUUUAAUGUUGUAACGUCACAUCGUUAAUCUUUGUCGUUAUCAUAUUUAUAUCAUAAGACUAUAGGGUACUUAUAAUUUUCGAAAGAGUAGCCUGUACUGUAUUGACCUCUCUAGCCUAUUCAGAUUUUAGUGCUCUGUGGGUUGGGAUGCCAAAGAAGUUUGUAGGCGAGAACAGCAAAGCUGUCGCAGCUAAAGCACGGAAAGCAGCCGCCCAGGAGGAACAAGCUAUCAGGAAGCAGAAACAAAUUGAAGAUGAAUAUUGGAAGGACGAUGAUAAGAACUUGGCUAAAAAGCAAGCAAGAAAGGAAGAACAAGAGCGAAAGAAAAUGGAACUGCUCAAAAAGAAAGCGGAAACCAAAGCUCUGAUGGAGGAGGAAGUGAGUUCGAUCAAAACAGCAGGAAAACAACCGAUAUCCAAGAUUACCCGAGCUCAAAUUGUGGCGGAGACAGAGCGCAGGAACCAGGCUGCAACAGGAAACUGUCAAAAGGCUCCGGAGACGCACAUAGAGCAGCCUCUAGAAGAGAACAUCAAUAGGCUGCAGAUAGAGGGUGAUGAAGCCAGGACUGUCGAUGAGGCCAUCAGCAUUCUCAGUUCCAAAGAUGCGGAAGUGGACAAACAUCCCGAGAAGAGGCUAAAGGCUGCGUACGCUGCGUUUGAAGAAGUGGCAAUGCCUCGUAUCAAGGAAGAGAAUCCUACGCUGCGACUCUCGCAACUCAAGCAGAUUCUCCGGAAAGAAUGGAUGAAGUCACCUGAGAACCCUCUCAAUCAGAGGCAGGCAUGAGCAUGAAAGCACUGAAUCGUCGGACUUGUAAUUAUUUUUGGACUUAUUUUAAAUAUACACCUUUUUUUGUUUCUUGAGGAUCAUAUUGUGUUAUAAAUCAUUUAUAUUGUAAGAGUUAUUUCUGCAAUAAAUGUCAUAAAACCUGUGAUUAUUACCAUGUAA
This is a messenger RNA of Homalodisca vitripennis (glassy-winged sharpshooter), 1057 nucleotides long. Its product is annotated as coiled-coil domain-containing protein 124-like. The record is from RefSeq and is a predicted model, not a curated record. Gene Ontology annotation, biological process: transcription by RNA polymerase II. Lineage: Eukaryota; Metazoa; Arthropoda; Insecta; Hemiptera; Cicadellidae. Gene Ontology annotation, molecular function: transcription coactivator activity. Gene Ontology annotation, cellular component: nucleus.